This is a messenger RNA of Ceraceosorus bombacis, 1576 nucleotides long. NCBI's taxonomy places the organism in Eukaryota, Fungi, Basidiomycota, Exobasidiomycetes, Ceraceosorales, Ceraceosoraceae. The record is from the annotation of a GenBank genome assembly.
AUGUCGUCCGCGUAUCUUUCCAGCGCCGUUUCGCGCGUCUCUGGAGUGAGCGCUUCGGAGGAGCUGGGCGACAGCGCUGCUCACCAACCUGGCGUAUCGCCACCCUUGUCACCAGUCAAUGAGCGCGACAUCGAGCUGAGCGCACCAUUGCCAGUCUUUAGAUCACACGAGAGACCUCCAAGUCCAGAGACGCAGAUCAGAAGAGGAUCAGCCACUGCUCAGACUUUGGAUUGGACAGCUCUUGCGGGGCCAUCGCCCACUCAUGCGCCCACGCCGUUGCACGAAGCUGAGCUGAGCCAAGGCGCAUCCUUUGGCCAUGCACCAUCCGCAUACCCACCGGCUGCGCCAUCCACGGUGCUCGGUGCCAUCACGCCAGGCACGGAAGAAGCAGAUCCGCUCCUGCUGCGAUCUCGUCUCGUCUCGGACACGGACCUGCGGCGCAGACCCAGUCAAGCCAAGGGAGGCAGAAAGGCGGAAAAGCGAAUGAGGGAGUUUUACGACGAGCAGAAUCUGCACAUUGAGAGGCUGCUCAAGCCUAUGCAUCAGCACGCUUCGGAAGAUGCGGAGGAGAUGGCCAGUGUGGGCAGGAGCGUCAAGUUGCUCAUCUACAUCAACAUUGCUGCCAAUUUCGUCUUGGCUGGACUGCAACUCUUUGCCGCCAUCUCUUCUGGCUCCCUCUCCCUCUUCGCCACAGCAGCCGACAGCGUAUUUGACCCAUUUGCCAACAUCUUUUUGAACUGGCUGCAUCGCAAAUCCGAAAGGCUGGACGAGAGGAAAUGGCCAUCGGGCGGAUCGAGGAUUACGAAUGCUGGCAACAUUGCCUACUCGUGCAUCAUGCUCAGCGUCUCGCUCAUCCUCAUCGUCGAAAGUAUUCGAGACAUUGCUACACACAAAGCGGGAGAGGAGAACGAUCUCUACAUUCCUUCGUUGGUCGCCGUAGGUGUGGCCUUUGCCACCAAGCUCACGCUAGCCGUCGUCAACUACGGUCUCCGCAAGUACAGCUCGCAGCUGGAAAUGCUCUACGUCGACUGCCGCAACGAUCUGGUAAGUACUUGCUUUGUGCGCUGGAUGGCGUUCAGUCCUGCUCGAAGCAGAUGCCACGCGUGUCUCGUGAGAGUGACUGAGUCUCCCUCGCCUUCCUGCGCCGCAGUGGAUCAAUGGGUUUGGUAUCUUCACUGCCGCAGCUGGAGCGAAGAUCGCGUGGUGGAUCGACCCAUUGGGCGCCAUCAUCAUCUCCAUCGGCAUCGUGGUGGUCUGGACGCGCACCGCCUUUUCCGAGUUCAAGGAGCUGUGCGGAGCGUCGGCACCCACAGAAUUCUAUCAGCUGGUCACCUACAACGCCAUGCUGCACUCGGAACACAUCAAAUCCAUCGAUUCCAUCAAGGCCUAUCACUCUGGCCCAAAUUACUUCGUCGAAGUGGACAUCGUCAUGGACAGCAGCGCCCCGCUCAGCCUCACCCACGAUGUUUCUCAAGACCUUCAGGACCGUUUGGAGAGCUUGCCUCGCGUGGAAAGAUGCUUCGUGCACGUAGAUUGGGAGGUCACUCACGCUCCUGAGCACCGCAAGACUCGAUGA